AUGGAUACCCGGUAUGAAAAUACCUUCAGCUGGGGUCGCUUCACAGAUUCUGGCAAUUAUUGCAAAGAGUUGCUUCCAUUUAACUUUGAUAAACCAUCUGAUAUAAAGGGUCUAUUGACUUUCAUGGAUGUGGCUGUAGAGUUCUCUAAGGAGGAAUGGGACUGUCUGGAUUAUGCUCAGAAGGCUUUGUACGGAGAUGUCAUGUGGGAGAAUUACAACAACCUGCUUUCUGUGGCUCUAAAUUGUGAUCAUUCUAAGAAGCUAUUUCCAACGGUACUUACACAGGACUAUAUUCAGAAGAUAAUAACACAAAGAUAUACAUGUAAUAGCCUUUCAGCUCUACAUAGAGAGAAAUUCUGGGACUCCAGACCUGGAAGUGAAGACUGUGAAAUAUCUUAUUAUAGAAAUGAUCUUCUUGGAAAACACAUCUGUUUCACUCCUGAAACAGAUCAGGAAACCCCAGAUACUCCUCCUGAGAGAAUUCAGUCCUCAGAUCUUAAGACUCACUUCACAAUUUCUACUCAAGGAACAACUUACAAAUAUAAUGAAUGUAUGAAAUCCUCUAUGCUGUUCUCAAGACUUAAAACUCAGGACAGAAUCCAUACAAGAGAUAAACUCUACAAAUGUAAUGAAUGUGGAAAAUCCUUUACAAAUUCCUCAAAUCUUCAUGUUCACUGCAGAAGUCAUACUAGAGAGAAACCUUACAAAUGUAAUGAAUGUAGCAAGUCUUUUACAUACUCCUCACAUCUUGUAGUUCACAAUAGAAUCCAUAGUGGAGACAAACCUUACAAAUGUACUGACUGUGGGAAAUCGUUCACACAGUCUUCAAGUCUUAAAUGUCACUACAGAAUCCAUAAUGGAGUCAAACCUUACAAAUGUACUGACUGCGAGAAAUCUUUCAAACAGUCUUCAAGUCUUAAACGUCACUACAGAAUCCAUUCUGGAGACAAACCUUACAAAUGUAAUGAAUGUGGCAAACCUUUUACACACUCCUCAAGUCUUAAACUUCACAAUAGAAUCCAUAGUGGAGACAAACCUUACAAAUGUAAUGAAUGUGGGAAAUCUUUCACAUGCUCCUCAAGUCUUAAAAUUCACCAGAGAUCUCAUAAUGGAGACAAACCUUACAAGUGUUCUGAAUGUGGGAAAUCUUUCAUACAGUUCUCAGAUCUUAAAUGUCACUACAGAAUCCAUACUGGAGAGAAACCUUACAAAUGUACUGAAUGCGGGAAAUCUUUUACAAACUCCUCAAGUCUUAAAAUUCACCAGAGAUCACACACUGGAGAAAACCCUUACAAAUGUACUGACUGCGGGAAAUCUUUCACACAGUCCUCAAGUCUUAAAAUUCACCACAGAAUCCAUACUGGAGACAAACCUUACAAAUGUUCUGAAUGUGGGAAAUCUUUCAUACAGUUCUCAAGUCUUAAAAUUCACCACAGAAUCCAUACUGGAGACAAACCUUACAAAUGUUCUGAAUGUGGGAAAUCUUUCAUACAGUUCUCACAUCUUAAAUGUCACUACAGAAUUCAUAAUGGAGACAAACCAUACAAAUGUACUGAAUGCGGGAAAUCUUUUACACACUCCUCAAGUCUUAAACUUCACAACAGAAUCCAUAGUGGAGACAAACCUUACAGAUGUAAUGAAUGUGGGAAAUCUUUCACAUACUCCUCAAGUCUUAAAAUUCACCAGAGAUCACAUACUGGAGACAAACCUUACAUAUGUACUGACUGCGGGAAAUCUUUCACACAGUCCUCAAAACUUAAACUUCACCACAGAAUCCAUACAGGAGACAAACCUUACAAAGGUACUGAGAGUGGGUAAUCUUUCACACAGUUCUCGAAUUUUAAAAGUCACCAAGAUGACAUAUUGGAGACAAACCUUACAAAUGUAAUGAAUGUGGGAAGUUUUUCACACACUUCACACACUCCUCAAAUCUUAAACAUCACAUGAGUUUACAUAUUCUAGAUUAGCCUUACAAAUGAAAUGAAUGUGGGAAAUUCUUUCUUCUUUCCUCUCAUCUUAAAGUUCACCACAGAAUCCGGACUGAAAAUAAACCUUAAAAAUGUAAUAAGUUUAGGAAAUCAUCUACAUAUUCCUCAAAUCUUCAGUUUACCACAGAAUCCAUACUGGAGAAAAUUUUAAAAUUUUAUUGAAUGUUGCAAAUCUUAUACACAGUCUUAAGAUCUUAAGUUCACCACAGAAUAUAUACUGGAGACAAACAUUACAAAUACAGUUAAUGUAGAAUAUCAUUUAAUCAAUCAUGACAUCUUCAAGUUCACUACAGAAUCCAUAGAAAAGGUAAUCUCCAUGAAUGAAAAAAGUUGUCAUGUCUUUUUCCUGAUCUUCAACUCUCCAAGUUCAUGAAAAUUCCAUCCUGAAAAGAAGCCUUAUAAAUGCAAUGAAUGUGGGAAAUUCUUUUCCUGGUCCUCAUCUCGUCAAGGUCUCCACAUAAUCCAUUCAGGAGAUGAACCUUACUAAUGUAAAGGAGGUGGAAAUGUCUUCACAGAAAUCAUAUCUUCAAACACAGCAUAGAAUUCAAACUCAAAACUUUACAAAAGUAAACAAUAUAGCAAAUCAUUUAGCAUGAGUUCAAACCUUGAAUUAAAUACAUCCAUGCACCAGACCAACUUGAUAGGCUAAUUGCUUUAUGUAUAUUUAUCAAGAACCAUUAAUGCAAAAAGAGAAAUAUAGUUAUAAGAAUUUAAACAGUGCUGAAACCUAAGUCAUUAUCAGUGAAUUCCCACAGGGUAGCCAUGUGCUUGAUAUUAGUUGGAAAUAUUUUACUCAGAAGCAACUCUAUUAUUCAUCAUGAGUAGUUAUAUUAAAUAGAAACUACGAAAAAAUUUUCACCUAAACUUAAUCUGACACCACUAAUUAUUAAUGAUAUAAAUUUCAUUUUCAAACUUAUUAAACAAUAUUUUAAAAUAUAAACAUUUAAGCUAAAAUAAUAACUAUUCUUACACAAACCUGUAAUAUAUGAUUUAUAUAGUUUAUCUUGGUGGAAUAUUUGAAUUUGUGGUAUGCAUUCACCAUGAAUUUUAUUGUGGUGUUAGUCUUUGAACAUUAUAGAGUAAUUUCGUAAUUUGAAACCAAAUCCUUCUUUGAUACAAUUAUCAAUAAAUAUAACUCUUUUAUUACUAUUGCAUUGUUGUAAUUACUAUACAUUGCCUCCUGGAAUGCAAACAUUUGUAUAUUUCAUUUCGUGAUUGAUGAUGCCAAAAAGAACCUGUCCCCAAAGCUUAAAUUUGUAACUUUGGAAAAUUCUAGACAGGAAUUAUGAAGUAUAUGGUGAUCCAUGGAACCCUGAGGUUUUCUAAGUAUGUGUACAUUAAAGUGAGUGUGUUUGUGUUUGUGUGUGUGUGUG
Rattus norvegicus (Norway rat) is the source of this 3361-nucleotide messenger RNA. NCBI's taxonomy places the organism in Eukaryota, Metazoa, Chordata, Mammalia, Rodentia, Muridae. The record is from RefSeq and is a predicted model, not a curated record.